AUGUACGAGAAGAUUGUGACCAUACGCCGAUUCGAGGAGCAGUCGCGUCGCGAAGCCGAUGCCGGCAAGCUGCGCGGCAUGCACUCCUCCAUCGGGCAGGAGGCAGUUCCGACAGGCAUCUGCGCGCACCUGCGCGACGACGACUAUGUGCUCGGCACUCACCGCAGCCACCAUCACUGUAUUGCCAAGGGCGUUGACCUCAACGAGAUGAUGGCGGAGCUGCUGGGGAAGUCAACAGGCACGAACAAGGGCAAGGGCGGCACGAUGCACAUCGCCGACAUCAACAAGGGCAUGCUCGGCGCGAACGGUGUCGUGGGCUCAAACAUUCCAGUCGCCACAGGGGUCGCCCUCAGCGCGAAGGUGCGCGGGACCGAUCAGGUCAGUGUCGUCUUUUUCGGCGACGGGGCAUCCAGCCAGGGCAGCCUGCACGAGUCGAUGAACAUAGCCAGCAUUUGGAAGUUGCCGGUGCUCUUCGUAUGCGAGAACAACCGUUACGCCGAGUCAACGCCGUUCGAGUACGCGGUCGCAGGCGGCUCCAUCGCAAACCGCGCGGCAGGCUACGAUAUGCCUGGCGUGCUGGUUGACGGUCAGUCCGCGCUCGAUAUGUUCGAGGUCGGUAAGGAAGCCGUAGCGCGCGCGCGGGCAGGGGAGGGUCCCACGCUCAUUGAAGCGCAGACCUAUCGGUAUCAAGGGCACUUCGGCGCGGACGAUCCGCUCGGCUAUCGUACACAAGAGGAAGAGGACUAUUACGAAGCGCGCGACUGCAUCAUGAUGCUCAAGGCGCACAUCACCGAUGGCGGCUACGCGGCCGAGGGUGAUAUUGAAGUAAUAGAAGCACGCGCAUUGGCAGCGGUCAUAGCGGCGACAACUUUCGCUGAUGAAAGCCCGUUCCCGGAUCCGUCCGAACUCACGACGGAUGUAUAUGUGAGUUAUUAG
Molecule: messenger RNA, 936 nt
Organism: Geodia barretti
Lineage: Eukaryota; Metazoa; Porifera; Demospongiae; Tetractinellida; Geodiidae
Source: the annotation of a GenBank genome assembly